AUGAACGCGGUGGGUCUCUCCCGAUUCUUCUCUCUCGCUGUUCUGGUCGCCUUUUCGUCGCAUGUGGUGUCCCUGGAGGCGGGGAAUUCGCCCUCGGGCUCCCGCGCGAGACAUCAACCCCAGCGGGAUGCGCCCAGUUUCUCCCGGCUACAGCGGAAGAGCCUGGCGAUGGAUUUCAUCGUACCUUCUCUUUUCCGAACCUACCUGCGGGAGUUGGUGCUGGGCGGCGGCGGCGGCGAUGGAGGGGGCCCUUUGGCCGCUUUCAAAGCACGCUGCAGCCUAGUGCUGAACUGUCCGCCUUUGCUGAGCGCGGCCAGCGCUUGGCUUCCCCGGAGCGGAGCAGCCGAGCCGGCUGGCAGGGCUCGAGCCCCGUCCAGGGUGCUGAAAGCUGGCUCGGUGCGAAAGCUGCGCCGCGCCAAACAGCUGGUGUUGGAAGUAGGCGAAGCCAACCUGAGGAAUGACUGUGCACGGCGUCCCGCUGAGGAAGGAGCCCAGGCGGAGGCGAGCCAGCUCGAAUUUAUCCUCACCGAGGAAUUCAGCUGGUGGAUCCGGUCGGGAGAAGGCAGGCUGAGGAUUCGGGUGAUGCCGGAGCGGAGAGCGUCUUUCCAGGGCCGAGAAGGCAGCUUAUCAACCGCGAUCAGAGCCUCAAAGCCCCGCCUGUUAUUCCAGAUGGCCCAAAAAGACCACUCCUCAUUGGAGUCUCCAACAAAUGUUCCACCACGCUCUUUAGAGUUUUCUACUUGGAAUUUAUCGUGGGUCAUGAAAGAUUCCACCCCUUUAUUCAUUCCAAGAGGGCGGCACUUUUUUGACUGCGAUUUUGAAUCACCCUGUGAUUUAGAAUAUUCCCCAUCAGUGAAGGAGGGCCAUAACAGAUCUUGGCAAAGGCUGAGAGCAGAUGAUCUCUCACAGCUCCUUAUUUUGGAAGGUCCAGACCGGGAUUAUUCAGAAGAUUCAACAAAAGGUUCAUUCCUGUACCUUAACACAUCAGAAAAUAUGAACUUCGUUAUUCUGAGCCCUUGGCUGAAGAGCAACAGUGAAGACUGUACUGUACAAGUGGCCAUCUACAGAUACCUCCAACAAAGUGGUGAAUAUGCUGUUGAGGUCCUCCAUGCUGAUGAGAGUCGUGUCAAAAUCCCACUGAUUCCAAGCAGAGAAAAACAUGGAUGGGUGCUGCUCCAGGAAAGAGUUGGACACCUUGAGAAACCUUUUCGGAUCUCCUUGGAAUAUAUCGCUCGUGGGAACAGAAGUGUAGCUGCCAUUGAUUCCUUUGCGAUGAAGAACUGCACAACAGGACCUCCUUCUGUCCCUAAAAUGGCUCUGCAGAGUUCCUUUACUUGUUGGAAUGGAACCAUAAUCAAGCUGGGGCAGGUGUGUGAUUUCUACAGAGACUGCGCGGAGGGCGAGGACGAAGGGCAGCUAUGCAAAGAACUUCCCUCAGGCUUCUACUGCUCCUUUGAAGAUGGAGACUGUGGUUGGAUCCAAAGUUCAUCAACUCUCCAGGAGGCCCACUUGUGGCAUAUUGUAAAUCCACAGUAUAACCACUUCGGUUUUCUGAAAGAACGUGCACUGUUGCUUAACACCAGUGAGACACCGGCUGGAGAAGGAGUUGUGAUGACCAGUGCUGUGUUUCCAGCUCCGAUGAAAAAUUCUCCUUGUGAGCUUCGAAUGUCAUGGCUCCUACAAGGCAUCUUGUUUGGAGACAUUUCCAUGGUCCUUGUUGAGAACAAGACUGGGAAGGAACAUAGCAGGAAGCUCUGGCAUUUUGAGAACAGAAGAGGACUGGGAAUCUGGCAGAAGCUGGUCAAGCCUCUUCCUGAUGUAACAGACAGGUUUUGGCUUCAGAUUAUUGCAUCCUGGAAGACUGGAUCCGAAGCCAUUCUUGCUUUCAAUAAUGUGUCACUCAGCCUGGACUGUUACCUUACAAUCAAUGAAGAGAAGACAUCUCGAGACCACAGUCCAGAUGCAGGCAAUCUGCUCAUUGACAGAGGCAGAGGAGAAGGAUAUUAUGCAGAAAGGCCAACACAGGAUCCUACACCAGUUGGCUUUGAAGAUAAUUGGCUAUUCACCACUUGUGGGGCCAAUGGACCUCAUGGGCCCACUCAGACCCAAUGCAAUGAUGCCUACAGGAACACUAACGUCAGCGUAGUGGUAGGGAUGGAGGAGCACUUCCCAGGAGUACAGAUCUGGCGAGUGCCUGAAACCAAUACAUACAGUAUCUCAGGUUAUGGAGCAGCCGGUGGCAAAGGGAAGAACACCAUAAUGAGGUCGCAUGGUGUGAGUGUGGUGGGAAUAUUUAAACUUCAGAAGAAUGAAACAUUGUACAUUUUGGUGGGGCAACAAGGAGAAGACGCCUGCCCCAGUACUAACCACAUCAUACAGAAAGUCUGUCUUGGAGAGAAUAAUGUGGUGGAAGAGGAAAUUAGAGUAAACAGAAGUGUCCAUGAAUGGGCAGGAGGAGGUGGUGGAGGUGGAGGAGCAACAUUUAUAUUUAAGAUGGAGAAUGGAAAGCCAGUCCCCUUGAUCAUUGCAGCAGGAGGUGGUGGCAGGGCCUACAGGGCCAAAGCAUAUACAUUAAACCGUGAAAGACUAGAGAAUGACACAUCUGUACCAGGGCUCAAUGGGAGACCAGGAGCUGCAGGUGGUGGAGGUGGCUGGAAUGAUAACACUUCCUUCCUCUGGUCGGGAAAAUCAUUGCUGGAAGGCGCUACUGGAGGAAAAUCCUGCCCCCAGGCCAUGAAGAAGUGGGGGUGGGAGACAAGAGGGGGUUUCGGAGGGGGUGGAGGGGGGUGCUCCUCAGGUGGAGGAGGCGGAGGAUAUAUAGGUGGCAAUGCAGCUGAAUUCAAUGACCCAGAAAUGGAUGGAGAGGAUGGUGUAUCUUUUAUUAAUAUCCAGUAUGGUUCAUUGUUUACCCCAGCCUUAAAAGUGACAGAGGGGCAUGGUGAAGUCAACAUUGGACUGUAUGUGAACUGUAGCCAUUGUGAUCAUGACAUGUGCCACAGGGAUAUGAAGACCCAGGAGAUUGUCUGCAUUUGUGUCUAUGGAUAUGUGUUAGCUGAUGAUGGCGUCUCUUGCUUAGCUGAACUGAUACUGCCUACAAAGAAUCCUCCUCUCUCCUUGGUCUUGUCUGUCGUGACAUCAGCACUGGUUGCUUCUCUUAUUCUAGCCUUCUCAGGGAUCAUGAUAGUAUACCGCCGGAAACACCAAGAACUACAAGCUAUGCAGAUGGAAUUACAAAGCCCCGAGUAUAAACUGAGCAAACUGAGGACCUCCACCAUAAUGACUGACUACAACCCCAAUUACUGCUUUGCAGGGAAAACCACUUCCAUUAGUGACCUCAAAGAGGUGCCCCGGAAAAAUAUCUCUUUGAUAAGGGGUCUAGGCCAUGGAGCUUUUGGGGAAGUAUAUGAAGGUCAGGUGGUUGGGAUUCCCAGUGAUCCAAGUCCCUUACAAGUGGCUGUAAAGACCCUGCCUGAAGUUUGCUCAGAACAAGAUGAGCUGGAUUUCCUCAUGGAAGCUCUGAUUAUCAGCAAGUUCAACCAUCAGAAUAUUGUGCGCUGCAUUGGGGUGAGCUUGCAGGCUCUGCCACGCUUCAUUCUGCUGGAGCUCAUGGCUGGAGGAGACUUGAAAUCUUUUCUGAGGGAGACACGGCCCAGGCCAAGCCAUCCCUCAUCCUUGGGUAUGCUGGACUUGCUCCAUGUAGCUCGUGACAUUGCUUGUGGCUGUCAGUAUUUGGAAGAAAAUCACUUCAUCCAUAGAGACAUUGCUGCUAGAAAUUGCCUCCUAACUUGCAAAGGUCCAGGGAGAAUAGCUAAAAUUGGUGACUUUGGAAUGGCUCGGGACAUAUACAGGGCCAGCUACUACAGAAAAGGAGGGUGUGCAAUGCUCCCUGUCAAGUGGAUGCCACCUGAGGCCUUCAUGGAAGGGAUGUUCACAUCCAAAACAGAUACCUGGUCUUUUGGAGUACUGCUGUGGGAAAUAUUUUCUCUUGGAUAUAUGCCAUAUCCCAGCAAAAGUAACCAGGAGGUCUUGGAGUUUGUAACAAAUGGAGGAAGGAUGGAUCCACCCAAAAACUGCCCUGGCCCAGUGUACCGGAUAAUGACCCAGUGCUGGCAACACCAGCCUGAAGACAGACCAAACUUUGCCAUAAUACUGGAAAGGAUUGAAUACUGCACUCAGGAUCCUGAUGUUAUCAACACUGUUCUGCCUGUGGAGUAUGGGCCAUGCAUUGAAGAAGAGGAAAAGGUCCCAGUCCGUCCUGAUGACCCUGAAGCGAUUCCUCCUCUGUUAGUGUUGCCGCAGCAAGAGAAAAAAGGUGCAGAGCAGCUCCUGCCUUCGCCGCCUUCUCUGGCCUUAGCCAUCCCAGCUGCAAAGUCUCUCCCGAAAGUGGCGGGUGUUGAGCCACCAGUUCGUGCUAACAUGCAGGCACCCCUGGAAGGAGGACAUGUCAACAUGGCGUACGCUCAGUCCAACUCUGUCACGGAGCUCCACAAAGUGCGAGGGUCCAGAAACAAGCCCACCAACCUCUGGAACCCAACAUAUGGCUCCUGGUUUUCAGAGAAGCCAACCGUCAAAAACACUUCACAGGUGGAGAAGGAGGCAACUGAGAGGGAAAGUUCAGGACAUGGCGGGAACUGUACUUUGGGACCCAGCAUUGUGACCGGAAGGCUGCCCAGCUCUUCCGUUCUUCUAGAACCAUCUUCACUAACAGCCAGUGUUAAAGAAGUGCCUCUGUUCAGGCUCCGCCAUUUCCCCUGUGGGAAUGUUAACUAUGGAUACCAACAACAGGGCUUGCCCCUGGAAACCUCGGCCCCACCCUUGUGCCAGCAGUUACGAGGGCCCUCACCUUAAAAAACCAAGGCUCACCUGGUGGAGUGAAAGUCUCCAGUUCUCUUGACUCUCUUCUCAUGUGACUUGUGAGCCUUGGAGCAAAGUUCAGUGUCGUCCACACAGCAAGUGCGAGAACAAAGAUUCCCUUCCGUUCUGUGCCAAUUGGCUCUGAAGUGCCACCUUUGAAGCAACGUUUCUCAAACAUUCAAGAAGCUUCAUUUUCUUUUCAGAGUCUGUUCCCUACACACAUGCUCUCUCUCUCUUACACAUGCACACACACUUAGGACAACAGUCAGCAAGGCCCCAUUCUCAGUGGCAUAAAAUCAUCUGCAUGGUUGUACGCUAUGCCCUUCCCUGCGCACUGCUUCCUCUCAGCUGUUCAUCUGCUGUUUCAAGACUCGCUGUCCAAAUGUUAUUUGUUUAGGGAUUUCCGGAACUGCCAGAUGCAGUCGUUGGCAAGCCCACUUGAUGUUGGAGAUUUGAGGAGAGAGUAAGAAAAUGUGGUACUCAUGUCCAAAACAAAAUUAUGUAACAUGGACUCUUCAAGGAUGCGUACCCAAGCAACAGUGCAGCUACCGUAUGGUCCUCAUAUGAACACACCAAAAACCUAGUGCCAUUCACCGGGCAGCACACACAUGUUGCUCUCACCGUCUGUGUGUCCCAAAUGGCCAAUGCAGAAAUUUAAGGGAUAUAUUGAAAUAUUCUAAUUAGAAGGGAGAGCUUUCUCCUUCUUUGAAAUUAGGGUCUCUUGUGGUUGUUGGGUGACAAGGGUCAAGACACUGAAACUAGCACCUAAUCUUUCAUGUGCAUUCAUGCUGUGAGUGGUUAUGCCAGAUUUGAAAUCAGAGGAAGGGAAGAAAGUGGCUGCCCAGAUGUUUCAGACUACAGCUAAUACAGUCCUUGGAGAACAUGAAAAGAGCUGUGCUGGGUCAGAACAAGAGACUGUCUUGUUCAAUAUUCUGUUCACAUGGUGGCCAAGCAGUUGCUUACAGGGAGGUCAUCAGCAGAAGAAGAUCAAAAAGCACAGUGUUUGGGCAUGGGUGGCUGGAGAAGUACAGCUUCCUGUAUCCCCUGGGAUGCACAAGGAUUCUGCCUGGGACCUGUAGUCUAAAAUAGUGAUGUCUUUAUGCUCAGCAAGUGCACCCCUCAUGUUAAAGGUUCCAGCAAAAGAUAUACUAAGGCAUACUGCCUCCGAUACUAGAGAAUUCAUUCUGAAUACUAGCCAAUGAUGGCCUUAACCUCCAUGAAUUUACAUAGUCCCCUUUUAAAACUAUCCAAGUUGUUCACCGCUAUGUCAUAUGGCAAUGAAUCCCAAUAAGUAUUUCUUUUAUCUGUACUUAAUCUCUCAUUAUUCAGCUUCAAUGGUUUGUUCUCAUAUCCUGAGAGGGAUGGAGAAAAAACCCCUGCUUUAUGCCUACUUUUCAUAUAUUUCUGUUAUGCCUCCUGUUACUCACUCACACCACACACACACCCAAAACUACUCCAAAUGUUUCAAACUUUCCUUGUAGGGGAGUUGUUCUGGUCUAUUGCUCUUAGCGUGUAUUUUGGCACUGAAGCAAAAUGCUCCAAAAAAUUGGAGAGCUAAGAACUGUUUUAGGGGACAGGGACAGAAUGAUCAGGCUAGGAGAAGCCAGUCUGUACAAGAAAGAAAUCUACACUUUUUUUUCAUGCAUUAAUAGUUUUUAUUUGCUGUCCAGUCGCCUCUGACUUAUAAUGAUCCUAUGAAUAAGCAAUCUCCAAAAC
Molecule: messenger RNA, 6570 nt
Organism: Pogona vitticeps (central bearded dragon)
Lineage: Eukaryota; Metazoa; Chordata; Lepidosauria; Squamata; Agamidae
Source: RefSeq, a predicted model, not a curated record